AUGCUUAAAGUACCUUUUAUACGUUUCAUAACUAAUACACGAUACGGCCGAGCCUCGGAGGUGGUGAACUGCAGCUACCUUACUGCCAUCCCCCGCUCCGUCGAAGCUGAGUUCGACGUGGUCAGCGCCGUGACGCUCACCGCGCCCCUGGUCGCUGCGCUUGGGGCACGCGCGCCGCAGAUGCCCUUAUAUAUUAAGUUAAGUGACAUAGAAGACAGAACUGACACAAUAAAGACCCAACUGCGUACCUUCCAGACUCAACUUGACAAUGAAACUUACUUAUUGUAUGAAACCCAAAUUAAUUAUCUCACCAAUAAGCUUGAUAAGGUAACAGACCAAUUAAAAUCAUUAAAACCAUCUCGUGCUAAAAGAGGCCUUGUAAACGGGUUUGGCUCUAUUAUAAAAAGCAUAACUGGAAAUCUAGAUUAUUCUGAUGCCCUAAAAUAUGAUCACGCUAUUAAAACUUUACAGGAUAGUCAAACUAUAGUAGUCAUUGAUUUCAAUAACCACAUAAGUAUUAGUAAAGAAUGGAUGUCUCGACACAAUUUGAUAUUAAUAGAAUUGGCAAAUAAUCAACGCAAAAUUAAUGACACCUUGCAAAUUAUUCUAGACCAAAAUGCAUACAGAGACUCUAGCCUGAUAAAGUACGCUAAAUUCGCGCAAUUAUUGGAAAUUAUAGGAGAAAAUAUAGAUGACUUAUUAACGGAAUUACUUAGAAUAGAAAAUACAUUAGCUUUUAUACGCGCAUCGAGCGCACAUCAUUCAAUGUUAGAUAUAAUUAUUUUAAGAUCCAUGAUAGAUAAAUUAAGGAAAAUAUAUAAUAAAGAACAAAUCCUAGGAUUAGAGCUUAGAGAAUACUAUGAUGUAAUCAAAACUGCAUCAUAUUAUACUGAAGAUAGAAUAGUUAUAGUUUUUAGGUUUCCUAUAGUUUCCCUAGACAUAUAUAACCUAUAUCGAUUAUCAAUCGUACCUAAUAAACAUAACCAAGCCCUAAUCCCAUUCCAUCCAUAUAUAGCAACAGGUGAAAAAAAAUCAUGUGUACAUAGAGGCAGAACGCCCGAAGUUAAGCACCUGGUAUCUGUGCGAAAAGAACGUGGGAACUCAAAUACGAGCGGAGGAAGACUGCAUCAUAAAACUUGUCGCUAAACAAGUCUUAGAA
Molecule: messenger RNA, 1159 nt
Organism: Papilio polytes (common Mormon)
Lineage: Eukaryota; Metazoa; Arthropoda; Insecta; Lepidoptera; Papilionidae
Exons: 3
Coding region: 1-1146 (381 amino acids)
Source: RefSeq, a predicted model, not a curated record